Molecule: messenger RNA, 2051 nt
Organism: Patella vulgata (common limpet)
Lineage: Eukaryota; Metazoa; Mollusca; Gastropoda; Patellidae
Product: cyclin-Q
Exons: 6
Coding region: 82-780 (232 amino acids)
Biological process (GO): regulation of transcription by RNA polymerase II
Cellular component (GO): nucleus
Molecular function (GO): cyclin-dependent protein serine/threonine kinase regulator activity
Source: RefSeq, a predicted model, not a curated record
GAAAUCCCUCGGCGUACCGUUAGGUAUAUUCCUAUUUGUUUUCACCACAUUUUGAACAGUUGAAUUCGUUUUUGCCUUGAAAUGACUGAUACAGAAACAAAGGUGCAUUUCCGAGUUGUGAGAUUCAUGCACGAAGCAGCCUUGAAACUACACAUGAAAAGUGUACCAUUAGCCACAGCAGCAGUUGUUUAUCAUAAGUUUUUCCGAGAGAAUGCUUUAACAGAUUAUGAUCCAUAUUUAAUUGGAACUACGGCUUUGUAUUUAGGAAGUAAAAUCGAAGAAGAAGUUGUUAAAUUACGAGAUGUUGUCAAUAUUUGUCACAGAACUUUACAUAAAAGCAAGCCACCAUUAGAAAUUGGAGAAACGUUUUGGAACUUAAGAGAAACAGUGGCUAGUUGUGAACUGUUUAUAUUAAGGGCAUUAAGAUUUAAAGUUGUUGUUUCUCAUCCUCACAAGUUCCUUCUCCAUUAUUUAAAAUUUUUAGAAGACUGGUUUGAUCCAUUAGAGUGGGAACGUUUACCUAUUGCCAAGACCUCGUGGUCUUUAUUACGAGACAGUUACCAUGGCAUUAUUUGUUUAAAUACGAAACCAGAACACAUGGCUGUAGCUGUUAUAUACUUUGCUUUGUUAUGUCACGGGGCGGAAGUUCCUUGUAACAAGGAAGCAGACACAAAAUGGUGGAAGGUAUUCUGUGAUGAUAUUAAUAUAAAUAUAAUAGAAACUAUAAUAUCAGAAUUAAUGAACUUAUACGAUACAGAAAUAUAUGUUCAAACAUCUUGACCCAUUAUUGGUGGAAUGAAUGAACUUACACAUACAGAAAUGUUCAAACAUCUUGAAUCAUUCUUGGUGGAAUGAAUGAACUUACCGAAAUCUAUAUUCAAACAUCUUGAAUCGUUCUUGGGGGAAUGAAUGAACAUACCGAAAUCUAUAUUCAAACAUCUUGAAUCGUUCUUGGGGGAAUGAAUGAACAUACCGAAACCUAUAUUCAAACAUUUUGAAUCAUUCUUGGUGGAAUGAAUGAACUUACCGAAACCUAUAUUCAAACAUCUUGAAUCCUUCUUGGUGGAAUGAAUGAACUUACCGAAACCUAUAUUCAAACAUCUUGAAUCCUUCUUGGUGGAAUGAAUGAACUUACCGAAACCUAUAUUCAAACAUCUUGAAUCCUUCUUGGUGGAAUGAAUGAACUUACCGAAACCUAUAUUCAAACAUCUUGAAUAUUCUUGGUGGAAUGAAUGAACUUAUAUGGUAUUCAAUCGUCUUGAAUUAUUCUUGACUGAAGUGUUGAUAACUUUAUUGAACAGGAGAACGCUCAUCAUAAAGAGUUUCAUAAAGUGAAUGUCGUAAAAUUAUCUAAGUGCGUCAGCGAGGAUCCUAAACUGAACGUUCCGGAAUUGCAUUCUCUCAAUCAAAAAAAUUGUGACAAUAUAGUGAAAAGGGGGUUUCUCAAAGGGGGAUAUCCCAACCAACCAUGACAGCUGAAACAUAUUCGUAGUGUUUGAUUACGUAACGAUUCUACUCACACCACCUCAGUUGUUGGGACUGACAUAAUUGUGACAGAAACGAAUUCUGUGUCACUCGAUUACAAUUCUGUCAAUUCAGGACAUUCCGAACUGACAAUUAAGUAUCGCCAGUGUGUUGUGAACAACUUUCAUUCAUAUGAUUGAGGAUAUAACUCCUUGAAUUAUCAUUUUCAAUGUUGAUGUUCAGGACUACCAGGCUGGAUAAUUGAAUAUGACUCCGCUUGAUAUAUAUCAUUUUCAAUGUUCAUGUUCAGGACUACCAGGCUGGAUAAUUGAAUAUGACUCCCCUUGAUAUAUAUCAUUUUCAAGGUUGAUGUACAGGACUACCAGGCUGGAUAAUUGAAUAUGACUCCGCUUGAUAUAUAUAAUUUUCAAGGUUGAUGUACAGGACUACCAGGCUGGAAAACUGAAUUAAAAUUUAACCAUAUGUUAGUACCCCCAAGUUUGGCCUUAGUCAUCAAUCAUAGCUGCCUUAUUAAACUCUGUAAACUAAGAAUAGAAAAGAAUAAAAAAAACGUCAUAAUUGAAAAA